AUGUUCCGCCAGAACAACACUGCUGACUUCUCGACUUUCGUGUCGCUGAUCCAUCUCUGGAAAACGCAGAAUGUCGGACAUCUUGAGAUGCGCCUCAACGCUAUGAAGCUGCUACCCUUCUUUUUCGCGGUUCUACCUUCAUCGACGCAGUUUCAUAACAUUGAUGCGACGCCGUUGAUCGAACAUCUCAAGCACGUAACGACGUCAACACAAACAGCCAGCGAAGACCGGUAUAAGUGCGAUCCGAGCUGGGAGUGGAUUGAGGGCUCAGAAUCACGGCUGCUAUGCGCGACUAUCAGCUCUCAUUUCUCCUCUAUGUUCGAAGAUGGGAUGUUUUCAUUGGGUUGCGCGAAGUAUAGUAUCUCAUGGUCUGGUAUGUGUGCUGCGUCAAGUUUGUACAUGCAUAACGUUCUUGAGCUUUGGGACGGCGGAGAACCCAUGAACUCCGGUCUAUUACGGAGGUUCCUCUGCAUCAUGAAGCGAGAUCUCGAGCAGACUAUGGAUACUCUGGGAUCAAGCGAUGCGUCUGACUUUUGGUUAUGGAGAGCCUUUCUGGGCAUGUACAGCAUCACGAAACAUCAGGCCUGCGCCCAUGAUCCGACGUUGGAUGAUAUAGCUGAUGUUUAUCAUGGCUUUGUGGAGACAUGGAAGAUGGUCACGGGUAUAACGCUUUGGGAAGACGUUCACCAACGGCUGAUCUCUAUAGCAUGGCGUGAUCGUCAGGGUCAUGAACUGGAGCCGAGCGUGUGGGGAAGAGCACUUGAGUGUGAACCAUCUGACAUGUGGUUCUAUGCGGAGUAG
This is a messenger RNA of Fusarium coffeatum, 801 nucleotides long. RefSeq lists its product as uncharacterized. Bases 1 to 801 code for a protein of 266 amino acids. NCBI's taxonomy places the organism in Eukaryota, Fungi, Ascomycota, Sordariomycetes, Hypocreales, Nectriaceae. The transcript has a single exon. The record is from RefSeq and is a predicted model, not a curated record.